AUUUCAUUAUUUGUUUUUGACAUGCUAUCCAAUGUGAUAACGUAGAUUAACCCCCCACCCCUCUAAUGAAUAAAUAAAUAAAUAAAUAAAUAAAUAAAUAAUGUGAAGGCUCUAAAUAAAUCCAUAAAUUUACGCUGCUAUAUCCACAUGAAUCCAGUGAUAUCACAGUAACGACACCGAAACCGCCCUGUAAACCACGCGCAACAACCCACAAUGCUCCAAACCUCGGGUAUACAGGUGAAUCCCUCGUAAAACCCCGCCUGAAGGUAAGGCUUAGAAAUAAAAACAGUUUAUCCAACAAAAAAAAAGAAAAAAAAAGAAAAACUAGCCAAGAAACGUGCGCAUUUAAAAUCAUGACGGUAAGCUCGUCAUGCGUAAGGCGAAAUUUCAACACAUUAGUUGGAACUUCCCGUUUUGAUUGAUUCAUUUAAAGUAUAAAUAGUAAACAAAUCUCCCAUUCCAAUCAUUUAGAAUAGUUUCACGUUCCCUAUCCUUACACAGGCGGUUAGGCUCAGACAGAAUGCACACCAUCUACAUCCUAUCGCUGCUCUGCGUGCUGGCUCUCCUGGCUCGUUCUGCGCCGCUUCAAAAGUGCUCUGGUAAGAUUGGCCUUCCCAUGGAGAACUCCGAAUUCCAGAAAACCGUCAAGAACUGCAGUAGUCUGGUCUACAAGGUCCAGUGCGACAUCCCCGAAGUGAAGAAGUCAUGGGCCUUGAGCCUCGACUCUUCUGCUCCAAACCUGGAGUACAUAGUGUCUACCCUGGGAAUCCCUCCCUCCCCCACUCUAAUGGCUCUGUCUGCUGAUUUUGACAUGGAACUGUGUCUGAACCGCAUGUACGAGGGGCUGCAGCUCUACCAGGACUUGCUCAGUGCAAUCCGUGAUCGCAUUUCCAACCCGGAGAAGGUGACAGACCUGCUAAUUGACAUCAGAGACCUCCUGACUCAUGUACUCAAGAUGCAGGAGCUGGCCCAGCUGAAGCAGGGGGUGCAGUACGGAGGCUCGGGGCUGUCCUCCCGUCUCACCAAGGAGUACGAGGUGCAGGUGGCCGCGGACGUGGUCCUGUCCCAGCUCCUGUCCUUCUCUCAGGACGUCUACCGCAGCCUGCGCAACAUUGGUCUGGCCAAAUCGGCAGCGAGGUGCUGAGCUCGCCCACCUGUGUCCGUUGUCCUGGGAGUUCCAGCUGAACGACCAUCUCAUCGCUUCAGUGGGUUUUUUUUUUCGGUUUAAAAUUUUUUAAUUUUUUUUUACAUCAUUCCCAUUUUCAGUGCCAUUUGAAAGGCUGGAGUAUAUCUGUUGGGCCCGUCCUCUGUCAGUUUGGGACAGCUGAGUCGAUGGUUAAUGACCAUGGAGGACAAUCUGCAGACUGUCAGGGUUUAUACCACUGCGUCUUCACCAGUUACGUCACUCCAGGUCAGGGGUGUCCAAUCGCUACCAAAAAGCGCUGGUGUGGGUGCAGGUUUUUAUUUUAGCCCAGCACUACGACACCUCAUUCUACUAAUCAAGGUCUCGAUUGAAAACCGUGAUUAGUUCAAUGGUUGAAUCAGGUGGCCUCAUACAAGGACCUGCACAUACAUCGGUCCUUUUCGGUUAAGAUUGGACAGAAUUUCCCCGGCAGCAUUUCCACCGUGACAAAACUCUCUUCGGGACUUCGGGAGGCCGUUCCAGGCCAUCGGGCAGCUAGCGAGCUAGCGUCCUCAACAGCGCUGUCUGUGCUGAUUCUCCAGGGUUCUGCAACGACGACGCCGCAGAUCCAGCUAGGUCAGAAGCUUCAAAAGCACCCGGUGUCUGAGGCAGGCUUGUGUUUGCGUUUUUAACCAUGGGGGUGUUCUCCCUUUGAGAACAUAGGAUAUCUGCCCUGGUCAUCUGUGCCACCCUGAAACCAGUAGGAAAACCCCCCAUCGCAGCCUCCUCCCCCCAACCCCUAA
Messenger RNA from Anguilla anguilla (European eel), 1926 nucleotides. RefSeq names its product granulocyte colony-stimulating factor-like. Gene Ontology annotation, biological process: immune response. Lineage: Eukaryota; Metazoa; Chordata; Actinopteri; Anguilliformes; Anguillidae. Gene Ontology annotation, cellular component: extracellular region. Gene Ontology annotation, molecular function: cytokine activity. The transcript has 5 exons. The record is from RefSeq and is a predicted model, not a curated record. The coding region runs from base 521 to 1144 and encodes 207 amino acids.